CCCCCUGACGAGUUCACUUUUUGUUUGCGAGCUUGGCCGCUAGCGUGACGAUUAUCGGAGUGAGGCUACGAAAACGAGUAGAAGUAUCCCUGACAGUACGUCUAUGGCUGCUUCUCUUAUUCAGCACCGAGAAGACCACGCAGGGCCACGGAAAUACUUCCGCUUAGGUCUAUGCGGCGCGCACAGUCACGGAGACGUGCUGUCCCUGAAAAAGCUGGCUCCACACAAAAGCAAGGAAUCUUUUUAUCGUCUCGAGCUGAAGCUCGCGGAAGGAACAUCAGCGACUAGCGAACUUGGAGCGACACGGCUACUGAAAUGCCUUUCCUCCGGCGUGUGUCCAUUACGUACCUGUCCUUCCUGAUUCCCCGCUGCAUCGGAACAAGAUUUGCCCAUUACAUAUCACGCAAGAACGUCACGUCUCCGUUGGCAACCACAACGAGCGUGAGACUUGUGGAGCCAGUCUUGUGGAGCCAGCGUGGAGCCAGCGUGCCUGGGCUUCAUCGCCGCUUUCGCGAAAGAUCCUGCCUGACUUGGAAUGGCCAGUAAAGGGCAGUUAACCGCGUGACCGUUGACGGCACCGUACGGUUGCUAACGUCAGCCGCACAUCAUCCCUACGGAGUCCGUACUGUACUUGAAAAUCUUGCCGGUGAUGGGCUGAUACGAAGAGGGCCAGGGCCCUAGGCUAACGGAGCUAUGACAUGUGUCCGUGCGGCGUUCAUCGCCUGCAUGACUUGCUGUUUGAUGAAACUGUCGAGACAGGAGCCUUUGAGCCUCGAGUCUAUCCUGCCAGAAAAUCCAGCUGACUACGAUAACCUCGAUCCACCGAGAGAGAACGGAAAGCCUACCGUUGUACGAUUUCACGUGACAGUACUCAGUAUAGAUUCUAUCGACGAAGGAUCGAUGACGUACGUGGCAGAUAUUUUCAUGUCUCAGUCGUGGUACGACCACCGCCUGCGGCUUCCUCAAAACAUGACCUCCAAGUACAGACUACUUCCGGUCAACUGGCUCAAGCGCAUGUGGAGGCCGGAUUCCUUUUUCAAGAAUGCCAAGAAGGUGACGUUUCAAGAGAUGACCAUCCCCAACCAUUACAUAUGGCUCUACAAGAACAGGUCCAUCUUGUACAUGGUCAAGCUCACAUUACUCUUGUCGUGCGCCAUGAAGUUCGAAACGUAUCCGCAUGACACUCAGGUGUGCACAAUGAAGAUUGAAAGCAUAUCGUACACGACCGACGACCUCAUAUUCGAUUGGGAAGAAGAUGUUCCCCUGGUGGUCGAUGACUCCAUAGAACUGCCGCAACAUAACCUCGUCUCGACAUCCCUGGGAGACUGCACGCAAGUUUACUCUACGGGAAACUUCACCUGCAUCCAAGUCACGUUUACGCUGAAACGGCGCCUUGGCUACUACAUGUUCCACACGUACAUUCCGACCUGUCUCAUCGUCAUCAUGUCCUGGAUCUCGUUCUGGAUUAAGCCCGAAGCCGUUCCUGCCCGCGUGACCCUCUGCGUCACGAGUCUCCUCACCCUGUCCACGCAGCACGCCCAGUCGCAGAAGUCCCUUCCUCCCGUCUCUUACAUCAAGGCCAUCGACAUCUUCAUGUCGUCGUGCACGGUGUUCGUGUUUGCCUCUCUCAUGGAAUACGCCCUCGUCAACAUCCUCAUGGGAGAGGCGGAGACGGACGAUGGCUGCACCAGGAGGAGCAUCAGGACUGUGGUCAUCUCACCUAAGGUGUCGGAGAGUUCCGGCAUGCCGAACGGCACCAAGCCACCAACGCCUCCUGAACCUAAAGCGAGCCGGUGCAGGCAUCGAGCCAUGGUGGUCGAUAAAGUCAGUCGAGUAUUCUUCCCAGCGUCUUUUAUUCUGCUCAACCUCAUCUACUGGUCAUUAUACGUCGACUUGUGAAGCAGACGUCCCAUAUAGGGCAACAAAAUCUUGAGAAAGAGGACGAGAACUUCACGUGGUACCUCUUUCACCCCUCCAGCACCACGAGAACUCCGGCCGCCAAAGAACUAUACUCACGAGAAUGGAAUCUCCCAAAGUUACCAUGGCGCACUUGUUAUUGUUGUGGUGUGGACGCAGCCGUUGUUAAUCUGCUCUUCUGUUUUCUAAUGUGCCUUUGAAGUAUUCUUCGAAGAGCACGCACUCUUUUCCGCCAAGGGUGGCUGGCGUUUCUCAAAGACAACGUAUAGCGGUGACGUCUAGGCUCACAAAGUCACGUGGGCAUCUACGCAGGACAACAGUGGACAAUGGUGUAGCCUGCACCCGCUAGGUGGCGCAAUGCUUCUUCGAACCUCGUCAGUGGUUGUGACCGUGUGGUGCUUCUGGAACACAGGGCUCUAGUUGAACGUUCCUUUCAAAGUGCAGACACCGUUGAUCCUCAAGACUCCUUGUAUACAAAGUGGAGGACAGUGGUCUUCUGAACAACUCAAUGAGAGGACGUAGUGUUGACAUUUAACAGCAGUUUCCUGGCUGAUCGAAACUCUUUUUUUUUUCUUCUUGGUCUGCAACCCAUAUCGAACUUAUCAUCACGCACAGCGCUCACAUUACCACACUCCCAUCUUGCAUUGACACCAAAUGUACGUACGUAUAGACAUCUCGCUUACCUGAUCCGAAUUCAAUACUUCCAGCAUUCAGAGAGCCAUUAGAAGUAACUUCUAAUCGAGGUCUUUCACGUGAAGAUGCGGAGAGCUGUAAAUUUGAUUUAGCCAAUAUUGCUCUGCUCACAUACUAAGUCAUAAAGGCAGGGCAGAUAAGGCGAGGUAAAGGCAGCAUCAAUCGCAGGAACAAGGUGGAUCGAAGCCACAAAGGCAGCUUGGUGGGCGAACGCGUAUUUCUUUUUACAUGGCAACGAUCAUGCUGUGAGUAUUUCGACCCGGGGGAGAGCUCGCAUAUACGUUUCAGGAUCGGUGUAUAGUCUGAUCAGCUGAUCUCUCUGCAUUUAAUAGGCAACUACUCGAGCUGCGCAGUGGACUAUACAGGUACGUAUAAACGCAAAAGGAUUCCAUGUCAAGUGCAUUUAUCUGUGCAGCACUAUACUUCAAAGCACUAAAUGCGCACAUCCGGCUAUUCGUUCGCUCUCGUAUAUCUCAUAUUCUGCGUAGUCUCUCGCUUGCUAAUAAGGCAUGAGUAGGGAGUGACUUAUUCGGGUUAAUCCCGAUUUCUCCCCAAAUUCCAGUCACUACGAAAUCCUCAAUCCUCAACACAACUAAGAAUGGGCCACUUACGUUCCCAGCACUGUCUAUGCCUUUAAAAAAAAUGAGAAAAAGAAAACAGGAAACGACUUAAUAGACAAGAGGCGGAACAAACACACCCGAUAACAUAACAGCCGAAGGCACAAUUAUCGCCCGAUUUCUCCCCGAAUUACAGAUUGGGAUUUAGAAAUAGCGCCCGAUUUUUGCCCCCCGAAUCUCAGAAAGGCAUUUAACCCGAACAAGUCACUGCCUAGGUACAAGCUGGUGUGCGUCUGUUUGUUAUGGAAAGGGGGUGACGAUAUUGCGGGUGAGACGGAGCACACCGCUGAUCUCUGCGUUACGUGGACUGGCGCAUUGCUGGGCUUGCUCCUGAUGGCGAGCUUCUCGGCUGGAGUACGACGCGCUACGAGUGCGUUGGCUUCCGGUGGAGCAGCUAUCGUCAUCUCCUUCAGUACGACGCAUGCGUACGGAGAUGGAGACGCGACGCUUUAGCGACGGUGAACCGGAGUAACAAUAUGUCGACGCUCUUUACAGCAGGCAACUAGAAGGAAGCACCAGAUUGAGAAAUGCAACUCAAUUCAUCAUCGUAGAGACCCUGUCCUUAGUUAGGCCAACGCCACCUAGAUACAGAAGAGCUGCUUAUUGCCUCCUCUCCCCCCUUCGCUACGUGAACACACAAAGUCAGAAUUCGUCUGCUAUCGUCUGCUAUGUCGUCUGCUAUGUCGUCUGCUACGUCUGUUAUGUCGUCUGCUACGUCUGCUAUGUCGUCUGCUACGUCAGAACCGCUGUUCUGCGCAUUCAAGAACUCGCGAAUGAUUGCACCUAACUUUGAACCUUCAGACGUGAACCUGUAGACAAAAUAUGCAACACGCUUUUGAGAAAGAUAUGGGACCGUUUUGCGUUUCAUUUUCAAAGCUUUUCCCAUUCAGUAAGCGGGGACGUUCAAUCACUACUCGCAGACGACGGCGGUUUGUCUCCAUGGCUACGACUGCUGAAAGCACGUUCGUGAUUGGCUACGGCCAUUGAAAGCAAGAUCCUGAUUGGCUUACUCUUAGUUGUUACGUCACGUCGACGAGUGAGCGGGCUUUCUCUAUCUAGGUGGUGUUGGCUAGGCCCAGCCGCCGCGACGACUGCAGAGCAGACGACAUGCACACCAGGACGUGACGUCGCUCUGCCGUUGACCAAUUGCAAGAAACUUCCGUAAUUCGAAAUCGACAUCAAUCCUCUCUGAGGAAGGCUCUCUAUGCGCGGUCCACGUAGUGCCUAGGUGAGCGAUGUAUACACUUACCGCAGGGCGCGUUACGGCGUUUUUUCACCCAUUUCACGGUUAUUACGUCCCACUAACCGGGCUAUCGACACCAGCUCAACUUUCUUCAUGUGCAACGGUCACCAUUAUGCCUACGAGCAUAUUAGGAACCGCAUAUUCGCAUAUGCAGAGUGGCGACGUUCCUUUUACUGACUUCCUACUUUCCUUUCAUACUUAUUUUAUUUCAAAAGGCUAUUCAGGAGUCGGAAUUCAAAGGUUUCGUUCAGACAUCGAUUUAUGCAGAAUCGCCAUGAUUUCCAACUUCAGGGAUGGAAACGGAAGCACUCCCUCUGCUUUCCUUUUUUUUUCUUCUUCUUCUUCUUCUUCUUCUUUUGCCGCGAAUAUAUUUUUAUGCAUACGUUCGGUACAACCACUGAAAAGCGAUUCAAACUGCGAUACAUCUUGAACGAGCCUGUUAUAGGGAAUCGGUAACAUGGAACACGAGAGGUGUUGUGUAUAGCUCUAAGUCUCUAAUCCUCUGUGCGUCAGCUACUUUGUUUCCGUGUAGUGCUCUUCGUUUAAAGUUAUUUCUAGCAUCUCUUUGAACCCUUCGUAAUUCUUUUUUAGUCCUGUUUGUUACUCAGAACGUCUCGCUAGAACCAAAGCAUCGGUACCUUACUCCAAACGAUCAAAGCAGGAACGCGGAUGCCAACAUUGAUCAAUACAUGUCUUAUUGACGUUCUGUUCAUUUUACGGUUACGUUAAUUUAUACUCAGCACUAUUGAUAAGAUAUAAUUUUAUUAUCGGUAUUUGCUCCACAGUGCAUUAUCAUACUUUGAAAUAGGAAUGCUUAAAGAUCCCGUGCUCGAUCGUCGCAAUCUAGGGUCUCUCAAGUGAACUGUUCUUGUGGGGCAGCCAAAACAAACAAACAAACAUACAUGCAUAGUGUUAGACCGGUCUUGUAACUGUGCCAGCGAGCUCCCCCUGACGAUCGCGUACAGCUAGCAUCACCAGCGUUUUUUGUGAAUCGGCAGCGCCAUCUGUUAGGUACGCAGAAAACGCUACUCGGCGCCUCUGAUGUCGUGGACACCUGGUGCAUCAGUAUAGGCACCCAUAGCAAAGAAAUACAGCGGAGACUGACAACUAACGGCAGAUUGGUAACGACCUCUCGUUACCGAUGUAGGUGAGCAACGAUGAAACUAUAAUCUGUCGAUUAGUGAAUCCAUUUGGGAAAGCAACCUAAGAAGCACUUGUCACGUCAGAUUAAGGGCAAUGAAUGACGUGGAAUCUGCACAAAUGGAAAGCACCCAAUGUUUGCACGAUACAUUCGACAGCAUCCCUGCUGGCAUUCAUAUUUUGGCCAUUUUAAUCUAUUAGACAGCUUCUUCACUCCACAAGACAGAAUUGUACGUCAGAGUAGCGGUUUGUUAAUGUUUAC
Messenger RNA from Ornithodoros turicata, 5872 nucleotides. Its product is annotated as glycine receptor subunit alpha-4-like. Gene Ontology annotation, cellular component: plasma membrane; neuron projection; synapse. Gene Ontology annotation, molecular function: transmitter-gated monoatomic ion channel activity involved in regulation of postsynaptic membrane potential; chloride channel activity; excitatory extracellular ligand-gated monoatomic ion channel activity. Gene Ontology annotation, biological process: signal transduction; chloride transmembrane transport; chemical synaptic transmission. The record is from RefSeq and is a predicted model, not a curated record. NCBI's taxonomy places the organism in Eukaryota, Metazoa, Arthropoda, Arachnida, Ixodida, Argasidae. The coding region runs from base 694 to 1899 and encodes 401 amino acids. The transcript is spliced from 14 exons.